AUGUCAAAAUCUUUUGCCCGUUCGAUUAAAAAUGUUGUCAAUGGAUAUUCCUCGGCUCAGGUGAGGGUGAGAAAUGCUACAUCAAAUGAACCACAUGGACCUAGCGCUGGUGAGAUGGAGGACUUAGCCGAUCUCACAUAUCAAAAUACCGAAUUUCUUGAGAUUAUGGAUAUGUUAGACAAGAGGUUGAACGAUAAGGGAAAAAAUUAUAGACAUGUCACCAAGGCACUUACUGUACUUGACUAUCUAGUUAGAAGCGGUUCAGAGAAUGUUGUGCGUUGGUCUAGAGACAAUCUCUAUAUCAUCAAGACUUUGAGGGAAUUCCAGUAUGUUGACGAUAACGGCCAAGACCAAGGUAAUCUCAUCAGAGUCAAGGCCAAGGAACUCACCUCAUUGUUGAGGGAUGAUGAGAGAUUGAAAGCAGAACGUGAAUUACGUGCAAACCGCAGGGAUGCAAGAUCUCGUAGGAGAAGAAGCCGUGAGCGUGACAGAGAUGACUAUGAUGAUGAUGAGGACGAUGAAGAGGCUGCAUUGAGAAGGGCUUUAGAAGAGAGCAAAAGAACCGCUGAAGAAGAUGAGAGAAGAAGAAGAGGUGUUGUUAAUGAAGAAGAUGGAGGAUUAGAGGUUGCUUUGCAGCUCAGUCGUGAAGAGGAAGAGGCUAGAAGACAAAGAGAGGCACAAUCUCAAAACUUGCUUGACUUCUCGGACAACCAACAAGCAGUCCAAUAUGACGUUUGGGGCAAUCCAAUUUAUGGUAAUCAAAGCGAUCUCUACCUUCAACAACAACAACAACAGGCUCUUUUGCAACAACAGCAACAACAAGCAUAUCUUCAACAGCAAGCUUAUUUGCAACAACAAGCACAGCAGCAAGCUUACUUAGAGCAACAACAGUACCUCCAGCAACAGCAAUACCUUCAACAACAACAGCAAUUGCUAGCUGCUCAACAACAGGCACAAUAUGCACAACAGCAGCAACAAGAGCCUCUGAAGACAGGCUCCAACAAUCCGUUUGCCUUAGGCUCUCAAAAGACAGCUUCUCAACCAGCAGGACAGGAUGUCUUUGGACUGACACAAGCUCAACAACAACAGCAACAACAGCAGCAGCAGCCACAAUUAACUAAGGUCCCAACUGGGUCCCAACAAAAGAACGAACAGUUUUCCGAAUUGAACACAUUAUUAGCUCAGGGUACUGGUAUCGAUACUUUUGGUAAUGAGGGAAAUUUGCGUAUACCUGCGCAGCAUACACAAACCACUCAGUUUUUGAACUCCAGUGGAACUGGUAUCCGCCAACAACAGACUGGAAAUCCAUUCUUGCAACAACAAUAUACAGGUGUUGCUAGCACUGGAAUUGUGCCUUCAUACACUGGUUAUGGCUUUGGUAACCAGAACCAACAACCACAGCAACAACAGCAACAACAAUCAAGUUACAGAACUCAAGGUAACGAGCAGAGUCUGAUUGAUAUCUAA
Williopsis jadinii is the source of this 1467-nucleotide messenger RNA. Its product is annotated as ENTH domain-containing protein. NCBI's taxonomy places the organism in Eukaryota, Fungi, Ascomycota, Saccharomycetes, Phaffomycetales, Wickerhamomycetaceae. The transcript has 3 exons. Bases 1 to 1467 code for a protein of 488 amino acids. Gene Ontology annotation, biological process: endocytosis; actin filament organization. The record is from RefSeq and is a predicted model, not a curated record. Gene Ontology annotation, molecular function: phospholipid binding; clathrin binding. Gene Ontology annotation, cellular component: plasma membrane; endosome; clathrin vesicle coat.